Gongylonema pulchrum is the source of this 1209-nucleotide messenger RNA. The record is from the annotation of a GenBank genome assembly. NCBI's taxonomy places the organism in Eukaryota, Metazoa, Nematoda, Chromadorea, Rhabditida, Gongylonematidae.
UUGGUGCGGCAUAACAAGGUGUUCAGUAUCGAUAAGAAGGAAAACUCAGUUCAUGAGCCAGCAGCAACAGCAAAUGCUUUACCACCCCCUGAUCCGGAGGAAAAGAACCAACAGAAAGUUCAGCCAGCUCCCACUGCCAGUCCAGCUCCAGUCACCAUCACACCAUUAUCCAGGAAAGCUCAGGCAGUGGACGAGGCAAUUCCUGUGACUGAGACAAAAUGGCAAUAUUUUCGCAAAAAAUGGGUAUUGGAUACAAAAGACGAGUUUUAUUACUACUGGCUGGGCACUUUAUCGUGCGCAUUUGCCUAUAAUCUAAUUGUUGUCAUUGCGCGAUCCGUCUUUCAUGAACUCGCAUCCGGAUAUUAUUGGAUUGCAUGGGUAGUUGUGGAUUUCAUAAUGGAUAGUAUCUAUGUUUUUGAUAUGUUCGUCCGUUCUAGAACAGGAUUUUUGGAACAAGGACUGCUUGUGAGAGACAUUCCACGAAUCCGAAAGCUAUAUUUCAAAUCAAUGCAGUUCAAGCUGGAUAUUUUAAGUGUACUUCCAUUUGAUCUGAUUUUAUCGAUAGCACUUCUUCGGCCGAUGCCGUAUCUACGAUUCAAUCGAAUCAUUCGUUAUCCUCCAUCCGUUGAAUGUUUCAGUGGUGUUGAGGAUACGCUAGCAAGGCGUUAUAUCUACAGUUUCUACUGGUCCACAUUGAUUUUGACAACAAUUGGUGAAGUGCCUGGUCCUCAGCGAAAUAUUGAAUUUGUUUUUGUUAUUCUCGAUUUGAUGUGUGGUGUGCUCAUUUUCGCCACUAUUGUCGGUAAUCUUGAAACACGGGUAAUUAAGUGGUUCGAUUAUUUAUGGGCUAAUAAGCAAUCGCUAAGUGAUCAACGUGUACUAAAAGUACUUCCGGAUAAGCUGCAAACCGAAAUUGCUAUGCAAGUGCACUUCGAGACGCUCAGAAAAGUACGAAUCUUUCAGGUAUUCUCUCCUGGUGAUUACAUUUGCAGAAAGGGCGACAUUGGUCGAGAAAUGUAUAUUGUAAAGCAAGGCAAGCUGCAGGUUGUUGCGGACGAUGGCAGUAAAAACGGCAAUCGACGAACAGCAAACGUACGUUCAGUGGGUUAUACGGAUCUUUUUGUUUUGAACAAGAACGAUCUCUGGACUGCACUGAAGGAAUAUCCAGAUGCUCGAAAAUUGCUCAUUGCCAAGCUUUCUCAAAGCUGA